UCUCGUCUUGGUAGAGAAAGUGAAGGUCUUCUCCGCGGCGGGAAUCUCUACCUUGUUUACAGUCCUACGAUGGCCGCCACUCAACCCAGUCUGCACAAUUUCUACAAAUCCAGGAAAAGCGCAAGAGAAACCACUCUAAAGAAUGUGAAAGGCAGUGUGGUGAGAGACGCUGAUGUGGUGGAAAGUGUCAUUUCUGAAGUUAGUGUGGAGAAAAAUGUGGUAAAUGAGAAGGUUCCUCGGGACGCCAUCGCGACACGGCGUUCCACAAGGCCUGCUGCUAAAACCUCCUCUAGGAAGACACAGGUGAAGAAGCCAGUCCAGGGCACCCAAGAUAUUUUAACGGCUCUCAGGAAAGUUUCUGAAAAGGCUGAGGCCAAAGCCUCUGAAAAGGCUGAAGAGGCAACCACUGUCAAGAGUUUACAAAGUGUUAAUGUUACCCCUCCUAUCACACCAAAAAGAAAGAAGGAGGAGGAGGAGGAGGAAACAAAAAGAAAAAGGAGGAAGCAGGACAAUGGGGAAGAAGAACUUGACAGAACUCCUGGUGGCAUGGUCAAAGACUUGCCAGCUCCACCAGCACCAAGAUCAGCAAAAAAGAAGCUUGUUAUGAGUUCUGAAGCAGAGGGAACUCAAGAGAAGAAAUUAACCCCGGCCGAAAUCAAGGAACGCUUAGGAAAGUGUGGCCGUCUAGACCAGCUGCGUGCUAAGUUGUUAAAGGUUAACAAAUGUGAAGAAAAGCUCAAGCAGUUCAAAGAAAGCACCAUUGCAGAAAGCCUACCACCUGUUGUGCCCGCAUCACCUGCUAAAUCAAAGGAACAUCCACAGCUCGCCAAAUUCUCUUCUAUUGAAGUUCAUGUUCCUAUAAGCCCUAGAAAGACACCAGUAAAAACCCCAUCAAAAACCCCAUUGAAGGCACCAGCACAUGAGCGAUUCCAGCAUUUGGUGGAGAAACCCUCAGAGGAGUUGGUGUUACCAUAUAAAUACCGUUUCUUGAAGGACAUGUUUAGAGCAGUGGAUACUGUUGUAUCAUUGCUUCACAACAGACAUGAAGUUAUCUCAUAUAGCAAGUUAAAGCCAGCUGUCCAAGAAAUGAUGAGAAGAGCAUUUGAAGAGCGCCAUCUUGGACAAAUAAAAACCAUUUUCCCCUUGGCAUACAUCUUCAAACAGGAACGUAGGAACAAAAAGAAUGUUGUAUCAAAUGAUGUAUCAAAGGGAUCUUAUGAGUUGACAGUUACAUCUAAUAUGGAUUACAAAAGUGUAUCUGCAUCACAGAAUCUAAUGAGCAAGUUUGAUUCUGCCCCUGCUGAGAAUUUCCCAAAAUUCAGGAAGAUGGACUCUGUUGUAUUGGUUGAAAGGCGCAAUAUAUUCCACAACGCUCUAAUUAACAUUGUUAGAGAUCAUCAUUCUGAAUUCCUUAUGACUUUGGAGCCUCCUAUCUCAAGUGUUGGUGCUAUUAAACGAUGGCAUCCAGAGUUUGCCCUGGAAGACCUACCCGAUAUUGAGGAAGCCCCACUGCCUCAACCGCCUACCAUGGAGAAGUUGGGAACAGCCAGAGAUGUCCUUGACAAAGCACAAGACCUCUUCUCACUUAACCACAGACUAGAGAAAGCAGUAACAGAUGCUGCUGAACAAACUCCAGCACCAGUUGCAAAAACUGCACCAUCACUGUCUGCAGCACCAGUCAAUACAUGUUUAGCUUUAAAGGGUGUAUCAAGUUCACUCCUAGAGAAGAUUCGUGCAAGGGAAGCUGCAAAAGCUGCUCGGGAAAUGACCAGAAGCUGUGGAGAAAAUAAAGAACUUGAAAUGUUGUCUCGCCUACCUGAAAUUUCCAGAAUUAUUCGUAAUACUUUUGUAACAGAAAAGAAAGCUGCUUUACCUUGGGAAGUUGUAGCAGCUAAAGUUGCUGCCAGUUAUACUUCUAUGUUAGGAGGAAAUGAGGUGGAUAGCCAUCUUGAACUGCUCAUCAAGGAAAUACCUGGUUGGUGCACUGUUCAUAAUGUUCGCAGUGGCAGGUUCUUAAAGAUCAACAAGAAUGAACAGUUAUGCAGUGUUGAAGAAAAGCUGCAAGCACUUAUCAAACAGAGAAAAUAGAGGAUUUUAUAAUCACACAAUUGUGUAUGGAUUAAAGUAUGAAUACUAAUGUUGUAAAGUUGAACUAUUCCUUAGUGAGAGGAAUAAUGCCAUAAGGAUGUAUUUUUUUACUGCCUUUGUGUAAUAUUGCACUCCUAAUAGGCUUAGGUAAUGAAUGAGUGAUGAAUUAUUUUCAGAGUGCAUGUUAAAUUUCUGUUAACAAUUAUUGUGACUGAGUACUGCAUGUACCAAAGAGUUGUUAUCUAGUGUAUACUUAAUUUUUAAUCAUUAAUAUUUCAGUACAAUUUGGAAUUGCAUAUGAACUAAAUGAGUGUUUAUACACAAAAUUUGAGGAAAUGACAAAAAUAUUCCAUGGAUGGUUGAUGGCAUACAUUGUAUACCAUUAUACGAGACAGUACUGCCAGUGUAUUUCCCUUUGAACCAGAACAAAUAUAAUUACAGUUAUACUUUCAUGCUAAAUGCUAACAUUUGUAUUUCAUUUAACACUGUCACCAGGUUUGUUUUUGUGCACUCUCAGAACAAAUUUCCUGUUAUUUAAGGGUGUAUAUUUUCAGACUUUAUGGAAUAAGGAUGUAUAAUAUUUUUUGAAGAAUAAUAGCUUGCUUCAUUUUUUUUCCAUAAUACUUGUUACUGAAAUCCAAAUCCUCAGGACAUGUGUAGUAUAGUAAAGAACAUUUUGUCAAAAAAUGUGGGGAGCUAGGAUCAAGUUUUCAGUUGUCUAACAUGGCUAGAAUGCAAUUAUAUUGCAUUACAUAAUUACUAUAUUAUUGAUGUUUACAGGAAGAAAGUUACAAAGCAGUCAACCAGUUCGCAAAGAAAUUAAUUUGAAUAUGUCAGAUUAUAAUGAACAUUAAAAUAGCAGAUGAUGUUAUUAGCUCAAGGUCCCUAGACUUAGAAUUACAUCAGUUUUUACAUUUUGUAAGUACUGUGAUUAGAUUUAAUUAUAUGUACACAUGUUUAAAAUCAUGUUUGUGUGAUAUGUUCUGAAUGUCAUAGCAGAAUAUACAUUGUAAAAUACUUUGUUUUAAA
This is a messenger RNA of Penaeus vannamei (Pacific white shrimp), 3117 nucleotides long. It is a transcript of the gene dup, whose product is annotated as double parked. Gene Ontology annotation, molecular function: DNA binding; DNA polymerase binding. The record is from RefSeq and is a predicted model, not a curated record. Gene Ontology annotation, cellular component: nucleus. Gene Ontology annotation, biological process: DNA replication preinitiation complex assembly; mitotic cell cycle; DNA replication checkpoint signaling. Lineage: Eukaryota; Metazoa; Arthropoda; Malacostraca; Decapoda; Penaeidae.